AUGUCUUCCAUACGAGAAGUCGACAAAAUUACGUUGGUCACGCCGCGACCUGUUGAGAUGCAAGUUCUAUGCCUAGGUCUUUCUCGUACAGCAACAAUGACAAUGUACACCGCCCUCAACAAGCUGGGCUACAAAUCUUAUCAUAUGCUAGCAGCGGUCACAGAGCCACGAAGUGUACAAGAUCGUCAUCUUGUCUGCUGGCGUGAGGCUCUCAACUACAAGGUCCACGGCGUUGGCCAGCCUUACACCGGAGCAGAUAUUGAUAAGAUCUUACAAUACCACAGUGCAGUCACUGAUAUGCCCUGCGUAAACUUCUCAAAGGAGCUAAUCGAGAGAUUUCCCAAUGCCAAAGUUGUUUUGACGCAGCGAGAUCCUUAA
Glarea lozoyensis ATCC 20868 is the source of this 378-nucleotide messenger RNA. RefSeq names its product P-loop containing nucleoside triphosphate hydrolase. Bases 1 to 378 code for a protein of 125 amino acids. The transcript is spliced from 3 exons. The record is from RefSeq and is a predicted model, not a curated record. Lineage: Eukaryota; Fungi; Ascomycota; Leotiomycetes; Helotiales; Helotiaceae.